Molecule: messenger RNA, 1986 nt
Organism: Rhododendron vialii
Lineage: Eukaryota; Viridiplantae; Streptophyta; Magnoliopsida; Ericales; Ericaceae
Product: DEAD-box ATP-dependent RNA helicase 10-like
Exons: 13
Coding region: 26-1219 (397 amino acids)
Molecular function (GO): nucleic acid binding; ATP binding; RNA helicase activity
Source: RefSeq, a predicted model, not a curated record
UUCUUCGGUUGAUUACUAGUUCAACAUGGCUGAGGAAGAAGAAGUAGUGAAGUCAUUCAAAGAUCUUGGACUAUGUGAUCAGUUGUUAGAGGCCUGUGACAAUCUAGGUUGGAAACAGCCAUCCAAGAUACAGGUCGAAGCCAUUCCUCAUGGACUUGAAGGAAAGGACCUGAUCGGGCUUGCACAAACAGGAUCUGGUAAAACUGGAGCUUUUGCACUUCCUAUUCUCCAAGCCCUUUUGGAAAUUCCUCAAGCAUUCUUCGCUUGUGUUCUCUCCCCCACACGGGAACUUGCUAUCCAGAUUGCUGAACAGUUUGAAGCUUUAGGGUCUGGUAUCGGUUUAAAGUGUGCUGUGCUUGUUGGAGGGGUUGAUCAUGUGCAACAAAGCAUUGCCCUUGGGAAGCGGCCACAUAUUGUUGUGGCAACUCCUGGUCGCCUUGAGGAUCAUCUGUCCAAUACUAAAGGAUUUUCUCUUCGUACUUUGAAAUACUUGGUAUUAGAUGAAGCAGAUAGGUUGCUGAAUGAGGAUUUUGAGAAAGCAAUUGAUAAGAUUUUGGAAGCUAUUCCUCGCGAGCGGAAGACAUAUUUAUUCUCUGCUACUAUGACAAAAAAGGUGCGGAAGCUCCAGAGGGCUUGUCUGAGGAAUCCCGUCAAGAUUGAGGCCUCAUCUAAAUAUUCCACUGUUGAUACCCUAAAGCAACAAUAUCUUUUGGUGCCUUCAAUGCACAAGGAGUGCUAUCUCAUAUAUAUCCUGACUGAGAUGUCUACAAGUACAUCAAUGGUUUUCACUCGAACAUGUGAUUCAACAAGCCUUCUGGCUCUAAUGCUUCGAAACCUUGGUCUAAGAGCCAUACCAAUUAGUGGUCAAAUGAGCCAGGCCAAAAGACUUGGAGCCUUGAACAAGUUCAAAGCUAGGGAGUGUAAUAUCCUUGUGUGCACUGAUGUGGCCAGUAGAGGGCUUGAUAUUCCAAACGUUGAUUUGGUUAUCAAUUAUGAUAUCCCCUCAAAUUCAAAGGAUUACAUACAUCGAGUUGGAAGAACUGCUCGGGCAGGGCGAUCUGGUGUUGCAAUCUCAAUAGUCAGUCAGUACGAGUUCGAGUGGUAUUUGCAGAUAGAGAAUCUUAUGGGGAAGAAGCUGCCGUUGUUUCCAUCUCAAGAAGAAGAAGUUCUGCUGCUGUUAGAGCGCGUCUCAGAGGCGAGAAGAAUAUCCAUUAUGUAAGCAGUGGCAUAUUUUCAGCUGGAAAAGCACCAGUGAUCUUAAUAAGCUUAAGAAGAACUAUGCACCAUCUAGAGGAAGAGCUCGUAGGACUCAAGCAAGAGAAGAUCAAGCAGAGGGAGCAGCUUCGACCAUGGAGAGGUGAUUACAGAUGAUGGUGGGAGUAGACAUGGAAGCCUCAGAGUUGCCCCCACUGUAUGGUGUGUUGUAACCAAACUGAGCCUUGUGUCCCAAUCAAUUGGGGUCAGCUACAUGAAUCCUGUUUUUCUAUUGAGCUCUGUCUAGAGUACCUCUUCAUUUAGAUUUAGUAAGCCCAAGUCCUUUCGACUGUAGGGCGUGUCGUCAUCUCAUAAAAGCAUGUCCAAAAGUUUAUGUGGAAGCUGAAAUGUGCUGGGUUCUGCGCUCUAGUCCAAACAAGGAUGAUGGUUCAGGUUCCGAUAUCCAGAAUUCGAUAGUCAAAGCCAACUCGAGUGAUGGUUGGACCCAAGUUAGCCACAGAAAUGCAAGGAAAGAUGGGUUAGUUUCCUUAAUGAUCAUAAAGGAGUACUUGUUCCACUGGUUCACUGAGCGAGAGCACAAAAGCCUCCUUUAUAAGAAAUACCUAAAGAGCUGGAGUGCCUUGAGAGUGGCUUUUGUGUGCCUAAUUGUUUGUAUAGGUACUACUGUAACUGUAUACGUCUGUUUAAGUUUUAUGAUGACAUUUGUUGUAAAUAGUGGAUUAAAUAAAACCCAAUUGUUUGGUUAAUUAAUCGUAAGGAAAAAUGUUGUCA